Messenger RNA from Echinops telfairi (small Madagascar hedgehog), 1340 nucleotides. RefSeq names its product uracil phosphoribosyltransferase homolog (gene UPRT). The record is from RefSeq and is a predicted model, not a curated record. Lineage: Eukaryota; Metazoa; Chordata; Mammalia; Afrosoricida; Tenrecidae. Bases 117 to 1007 code for a protein of 296 amino acids. The transcript has 7 exons.
CGAGUCAGAGCUGGAGGCAGUGUUCUGGGGUGGAGGUGGGCCACGUGUAACCUCGGCCCCUUCUCUCUUUUAUCGAUAAGGGCUGAUCGCAGCGGGGGCAGCCCGGGACCCGGUGUAUGGCCACGGAAUUCCGUUUUCUGGACCCCAUGCCUUGUCACAAUCAGCAAGCCAUUUCUGCCUCUACUGCAAGCCCCGAGUCCCUGCAACCUGGUGACCCGAUCCCGGACCAUGCCGGGGUAAACAGUGCCUCUACUGCCAAGCUGGCUCUUUUCGCAGGGCGCAGCCCUUCCAGCGUACAGGCGGGGCAGGGCGCCCAGAGCUGCAGUGGUAGUGGCAGCGGCGACGCACCAGGUGCUGAGACUCUCCUAGCGGACUGCGAACUCUCCCGGCUGAUGGGGGCGCAACUGAAGUUGCUGCCUAUGAAUGAUCAGAUACGGGAGCUGCAGACGAUCAUCCGGGACAAGACAGCCAGUAGAGGGGACUUCAUGUUUUCUGCGGAUCGUUUGAUCAGACUUGUUGUGGAAGAGGGAUUGAAUCAGCUGCCUUAUAAAGAAUGCAUGGUGACUACUCCAACAGGGUACAAGUAUGAAGGAGUGAAAUUUGAGAAGGGAAACUGUGGUGUCAGCAUAAUGAGAAGUGGUGAGGCAAUGGAACAAGGUUUACGAGAUUGUUGUAGAUCCAUAAGAAUUGGAAAGAUCCUGAUUCAGAGCGAUGAGGAGACGCAAAGAGCUAAAGUAUAUUAUGCCAAGUUUCCCCCAGAUAUUUACCGGAGAAAGGUCCUUUUGAUGUAUCCAAUUCUCAGCACUGGAAAUACUGUAAUUGAAGCCGUAAAGGUUCUUAUAGAACAUGGAGUUCAACCCAGUGUUAUCAUCCUACUCAGUCUGUUCUCUACUCCUCAUGGUGCCAAAUCAAUCAUUCAAGAGUUUCCAGAGAUCACAAUUUUAACUACUGAAGUUCAUCCUGUUGCACCAACGCAUUUCGGACAGAAAUACUUUGGAACAGACUAAAUUCUUAAAGAGAAAGAAAUCAUCUGGUAUAUUACAGUCAUAUUUUGAGAUGCCACUUAUUUUACUAAAUCACUGAGGAAUGGCAAAAAAACAAACACCUGUUUAGAGGUGCUUCUAAAUUUUGGAAAUUAGCAAAAAGGAACUAUUUGAAGUUUGAUUUCUAUAGUUGGCACCAAAUUCAAUAACAUACAACCCUUGGAAAAGAUGAACAUUGUAAUAACAGGCUUAUGCUAAUUGCUAGAUCCUCAGUGCUUUGAAAUUGUACCCUAAUCUGGGAUCCGCUCAGUUGGGAGGUUGCUUACAGCCACAAAUAAACCCAAAUGGGAAUCCGUU